Molecule: messenger RNA, 2140 nt
Organism: Priapulus caudatus
Lineage: Eukaryota; Metazoa; Priapulida; Priapulimorpha; Priapulimorphida; Priapulidae
Product: cytochrome b5 reductase 4-like
Exons: 2
Coding region: 55-1983 (642 amino acids)
Molecular function (GO): heme binding; oxidoreductase activity
Source: RefSeq, a predicted model, not a curated record
GCGAUGCUGCGCGCGAUGUAAAUAUGCGCAUUCGUUAGCUAAUCCUCGUAAACGAUGGAAAGUGAUGACAUAAGGGUCACAGCAUCGUCGGCCUUGUUUAUAGAAGCACCAGCGGGUGUAAAGUUACAGGUGCCCAGUGUUUUUCUCAACACUGGCGCAAUGGGUUGUAAUUCUUCGAACGUCGUCAUGGCAACGGCACCUGCAGCUGAAGUGGUGCCAAACGUUGCAGAUUGUCCGGCCAUCAACAUCAACGUCCCGGUAAUCCCAGAGAACACGGGAGUUAUAAGCAGCAGUAAGGAAGCCGACAUGGCCAGCCAGGAGAGCUCUCAAGACAGCACGCCCGUAAUGUCGGUGCCGCAGUUCCCGGCGACGGAGAGCCAACAACGCCUGCAGACGGGAAAGAGCUCGUCAGAAUCCAUCGAGCGGAGAGGGAAGGUGGCGCUGCUGCCGCGCCACUCGCUCAUGGACUGGGUGCGGCUCGGAAACAGCGGCGUCGACUUGGCGGGCGUCGGCGGCAACCGUCUGAGCGUGACUCCGGAGCAGCUGGCGCGGCACAAUGCGCCCGACGACUGCUGGAUGUGCCUGAAGGGCACCGUCUACAACGUGACGCCCUACAUGCAGUAUCACCCGGGCGGAUCCGACGAGCUGAUGCGCGGCGCGGGCCAGGACGCGCUCGACCUCUUCAACGAGGUGCACCGCUGGGUGAACAUCGAGUCGAUGCUCAGCAAGUGCCUCGUCGGCCGCAUGGUCGGCAGCCCCGCACGCAGCAAGCCCAACUUCCGGCUCUACAAGCCGCGCAACGAGUACUCGGUGUCGGCUUCGGAGGAGUCGCUGCUGUCGAUCGAGAAGCGCCUGCCGCUGCGGAACGCGCCGACGGCGACGUCCCCCGCCAAGCCACACUAUGAGUGGUGGCAGCGCGACGACGUGCUCGUCGUCGUCGUGUACACGCGCUGCGAGGGCUUCGAGCGCGACCUCGUCGUCGUCGAUCGGCGGGGUCGCGACCUGCGCGCGCUCUUCCGCGUGCGCGACCGCACGUACGAGAUCCACCUCGAGCUGGAGGGCGCGCUGAGCGAGGACGACGAUGAGCACGCGAUCCGCGUCGACGCGCGCGGCCGCGUCGAGAUCACGCUCACGAAGGCGCCGCCGGGCGCCGUGUGGCCGGAUGUCGGGCAGCCGCUGUGCGGGCACACGUCGUGGGACAAGACGGCGGCGCGUGAGCCGCACUACUGGGACUGCGAGGUGCUGUCGUCGCGGCGCGUCAGCCACGACACGCUGCUCAUCGGCGUCGGGCUGCCUGCCGGCUGCCGCAUGCGCGUGCCCGUCGGCCGGCACGUGUUCGUCACGGCGACGGUCGACGGCGUGGAGGUGAGUCGGCCGUACACGGCCGUGCUGCCCUCGCUCGACCCCGCCGCGCAGGACCCGCGCGUCGCCGCCGGACGCGCGCUCUACCUCGUCGUGAAGGUGUACGACGACGGCGCGCUGACGCCAAUGUUCGGCCGGCUCGUGGCCGGCGACGCGCUGCGCGUCUCGUCGUUCGACGGCCGCUUCUCGGCGUCCCGUCUCGAUGGAUGCACGCAUCUCGUGAUGUUCGCCGCCGGCACGGGCAUCACGCCGAUGAUACGCCUCAUCUACCGCGCGCUCGAGGAAAGCGACGGCGACGACGAUGCGGCGCCCGCUGUCACGCUCGUGUUCUUCAACAAGACGGAGGCGGACAUAGUCUGGCGGAAGGACUUCGACGCGCUUGCGUGCCGCAAGCCGGGCCGGUUCGGCGUGCACCACGUGCUCUCGCAGGCCGGUGACGGCUGGACGGGCGAGCGCGGGCGCGUCGACGCCGCUAUCGUGCGUCGCGUCCUGCCCGCGGUGCUGUCGGACAGCAGCAAGCUGCUCGUCUGCGUGUGCGGCCCGACGCCGUUCACGAACGCCGCCGUCGAUAUCCUGCAGCAGCAGGGGCUCGGCGACCAGCUGCACGCGUUCCAGUCCUAGGCUGAGGCGAGGUGUGGAUGUGGACGUGCUGCCGUCACUAGGCCUAGGCUGUGACGCGGUCCCAGCCAUGAUCCUAGCCGCGGUCCCAGCCGUGGUCCUAGCCGCAGUCCUAGCCGUGGUCUUAGUCGCGGUCCCAGCCGUGGUCCCAGCCGCGGUC